CAUACAACAGUGCGACAAGUGCGUCCAUACGCAUUGUUGUUAUCAGAUCAGACUACUACUUAUAAUCCUGUACGUAUGGAAACCUCUCCACAAAAAGGCGAUGGACAACCUCUGCCUCUUCCCGAAUUAGAACUGCCCAAAUCUUGGUGGAACGACGAUGAAGUCAGUUACUUAUUUUCACCAUUUCGAUCACACGAUCAAAAUCCAAACGAUAGAGAGGCCAAAAUAAAGUUUUGGAAACCUAUGAUCUGUAAGUGGUGUGAUCAUCAUAAAAAAUGUACUUUCACUUUAUCUGAACUGGAAAAAACCUUUACCAAAAACCAAUUGAUCCCAGCAUGUUUGACAGGUGUGGUAGAAGAUAUGUUAAGGAGACGUCAAAUUUGUGAAAAAGAUCAAUUUCUGCUGCUGCCUGCUCAAACUUGGAGUGGAUGGGCAGUAGAUAUGUUAAUCAAGAAACCAAUGGGCUGGUCACUUAAGAAAGCAAGAGAACUUUUAAUUAAAAGUGAAGAAGAAAAAACAUAUGUAGUUCUUGAAGCAACUAAGGCAGAAUUACUUUUGACACAAGUAAAAGAAACCAACAAAGGAUUAGUAUUAACAAAAACAGAAGUGAAGAAAAUUGCCUCAGGCUUCAAAGAUUUAGAUGUUGUUCUUCAUUGGUUACUAUGUCACAAUAAGAUGGUUCAGAUUAGUCACAAGGAAGAUGAACUUUUAAAAUUUUGUGGUGAUGAAGAGAAAGUAACUGAUAUUAGUGAAAGAGAUAUUGGAAUUUUUGCCUUGCAACAAACAGAAAGGAAACUUUGUCAAAAUCUGGAAGAACUGGAAGCUGAAAGACUAAAUGCUAUUCAGUCUGCUAAGACAUAUAUUGCAAAAGGAAUGAAACAAAUGGCAAAAAGUUCACUAAGAAAGAAGCAGGAAAUUGAGAAGAGUUUGGAUAAAAGAGCCUUACUUCUGGGAAACGUACAGACAAUGCUAUCUCGCAUUCAGGAAUCUCAUUCAGAUUCUAAGAUCUUGGAGUCAUAUCAACAAGGUGUUGCAGCUCUCAAAUUCACCUUAAAAGAAGCAAACUUGACUGAUGAAAAUGUAUCAAAUACUAUGCUAGAAUUGAAUGAGAUUCUUGAUAUUCAUGAUGAUAUUCAAGAAUCAAUGGCUCAAUCUAUUGGAAGCAGUAACGAUAAAGACUUAGAAGAUGAAUUGGAACAAUUACUACUCUCCGAUACAAUGCCUGUCCCAUCAGAAACAAUAGACAUCAAAGAUUUGCCAGAAGUGCCUCGUGGAAACCCAUCUGAACCAAUAGCAAAGGCUCAAGCAUCUUGUUGAAGUAUGCUGAUUAAUACAAUUGUAAAUUUUGUGUUGUAAUAUUGCAAUGUCGUGUAUAUUAUUGUAAAUAAAUUCAUACCUGGAAAUAUUUUCCAGUUCUUAAAAAAUUGACUUAAUCUGCAUAUUCUUAGAAAUGUAAGCUGAAUAUACAAAAAACAUUUAAAAAGCUGGGGAAAUUAAACAUCACUUUAUUGACAGUGAGCCAAAAAAAAAAGGUGUUGAUGUGCAAAGAAGAAAUUAUUUACAUUGAAUGAUUUCAGUAGGAGUUUCUCAUUCAUUUUACUAUUAAGUUAUUACUCAGCAAUUUCAAUUGUAAUGGGUUUAUUUAAAAGAUCAGAGUGAAGUUUAAUAAAUGCCUCCAGGAACCAAAGCACAUUACAAUGUUUAUACAAAAAUAAAACUGGAGCACUAUUAUAAUUCAAUAUUUUCCACACUGGCCAUGCUCAACAAAAUACAUUAAAUUUAGCCAUAAAAUUUAAACAGCAAUAGUGUUGAACAAAAACGCUCAUGCAAAACUGAGGCACAAGAACGACAGUGAGCUAGCUUAUCACGAAGUCACAAUUGGUUCUUUGAGAGAACCUCUCCACAUAAAUAACAAAAAAGAUUAAGUCACUAAGUUGUUCCCUUGAGUAAUAAAUUACGAGAGACCUUGUUAAUUUUACAAUAUAACUGUACCAAAAACCCGAUCCAAUUUAUCCCAAUCCUAGCACUGAAUCAGUAAAGUCCUACUCUGUAACUACAACCAUAAGACACGUAGUCCGUCCUUUUCAAACGCCAAUUCUAAAUCUUUAUGAAACAGUGGUUGGACAAUAUCUAUUUCAAAUAAAUUACAGCUAAAUAACAGAAUUGAACAUUCAUUCAAAGCAGCACAUAACUGCAACACUUACUAGUAAGACUUAUUAUAUACAUUGUUGUCAACUGUGAAGCUGAUGAUUCUUUCUACAAAGUACAAAACCAUAUAUAGCACAUCAUUAAUAUUGAUGGGCCUUUUCAAUUGGCUUAUUAGUUUAUGAAAGUAAUUCUCAUACAUUUGUCUCUUGACAAUAUGAAUUAAAAAUUAUCAAUUGACCUCUCAUUAAUUCUUGCACUUGCUUGUGAUCAUUUCAUCUACCAAGGAUCACUCAAUUUUACUCUGAUGCAAGACAAUCAGACAUUCCAAUUGUUUAAAUGUAUAAAUAUGAAUAAAUACAUGCAUUUAUAUAUAUUUAUGUAUAUAAUUUAUACAUGUAAACAAUAAUCCCGCAUACAAAAACCUAAGACACUAUCAGAAAAUCUCAGAUAAAUAAUCUAGGGAUAUUUCUAUACCGGGAAUCACAUGGCAAAAUUUUAACAAUAAUGAUUUUACUUUCAUUAACAAUUUUAUCCAAGGAGCCAAGGAAUGUCAACAGGCAGUCAUUGGGGGGAAAAAAGCAUUUGCCGGUGCCCAGGAACAUGCUUUAGGAUUAAAUAUAUACCUGAAAGGCAAACUCUAUUUCUCUUGCUUUAAUGCAGCCAAAUAAUAAACAGACUUGAACCAUAAAGUAAAACAUCUGGUGUACCAGAAUACCUACUGCUAUUGCACAUAAGGAAAUUGGUAUAACACCACAUUCAAUAAAGCAUACGAAAUACAUUUAAAAUUAAUACAUACUUCCACAUAUUUCCAAUUGCAAUGACACAAUAAUAUAAUACAUUGAUGCAAAAGGAAAUGUUACAAAACAAACAGAAAAUGUAAAUCUCUUGUAAUCUGCAACAGGAUCUUUCUGCUCACCUCAAGUACAAAUCAAACAGUUUGUUCAAUACUUAGUGGUCAUAUUAAAAAAUAAACUGUAUAAAUAUGGUACAAAACCCAACAAAAGUUAAUAACAGAUCUCCACGUGCACUAAAUUAUGCAUGUCCAUCAGGCCUCAUUUCCUUCAUCUGGGCUUCACUAUGGAGCACACCAUAUCACAGCAAAAAAUGUGAAGGCUAAAUAGAUCAGCUCAAGCAAGACCCAACACUGACAAUGUUCGAUAUCUGUGCACUGGUGACCUUGGGAUUGCAAGCAAAUUAUUCAACCCUCUGCCUAUCACGGUCAGAAGAAUGAAGUGCAUUAUCCCUCACAGCAGACAACAACUGAUCUGUAAAUGUAGCAACAUGGAGCAAGAAUAUUUACAACCUAGAGGCUACCAGAAACUGUUGAUAGUAAACUAAACCUCAAGUCAAUAUAACAGGUGCAAAUUUUAUAGUUCUCUUUACUCUCGACAACCAAAUCCAUUACCAACAGGCAAUUCAAUCCCCCUAUGUACGCACAGAUGCUAACUCUAACAAUGGAUGUUCUUCAAACAACAGGAGGCCUUGUCCUCUUUUUUAUCACUCAGUCUUCAUAAACAUUCUGUACACAUUCCAUUUUGUCUGGAUACCAAAUAAAACAUUUUGGCCACGUUUUUGUGCAUCUACAAACAGUAGCAUACAAUACAAAAAUGUCAAUUCUGUACUAGCUGAAUUCCACUAGUACAAUACGGUUGUGAAAUGUGUCUCAUGGAGAUUAUAGCAACGACUGUAUGAUAACAAAAUCAUGGCUAAAUGUCCUUUCGCUAUCCAUUAUCACUUGGCCAAUCAACAAGAGUGUGGCAAUUAACUCCUAAUAGUCAUCAAUGUCAUAAACGUCAUCAAGCAGUUCAUCACACUGCAUGCUUUGGAAGUCCACCUUGUAGCGAAGGAGUCCUGAUGAAGAGGCCUACAAGAGAUCUUAAUAAUCAUCAAGAUCCACAUCAUCCAAAGGCUCAUCUGCCUGAAGAGACUGGAAGUCGACCUUGUAACGAAGAAUGCCUAAACGGAAACAGACAAUCAUGACGACCAAAAAACACCACACCUAAUAAGAUAACAAGAACAAAUAACUCCAUUGCCUCAAAAUCUAUUACACUUGCUUUCAAAACAUACUGAAAAAGAAAUAUUAAAGCACUUUAGAACUGAUGAGAAGAAGAUUCCAGACGCAGAAAGAUCAUGGUUAGUCACAAUCUUAAUUCUUGUAAUUCUGCAAAAUAUGAGGAUUAGAGCAAAUAUCAAGUCACAAGCCAAGUACUGCUUUGUUAGUGUGUUUCAAUACACUCUGAAAUCUAAAAUUAUUUUCAGAGUACAAAAACUCACCUCCAAUUCCUCCAAAUCCUCG
Messenger RNA from Gryllus bimaculatus (two-spotted cricket), 4444 nucleotides. The record is from the annotation of a GenBank genome assembly. NCBI's taxonomy places the organism in Eukaryota, Metazoa, Arthropoda, Insecta, Orthoptera, Gryllidae.